This is a messenger RNA of Saxophila tyrrhenica, 2892 nucleotides long. It is a transcript of the gene NCL1, whose product is annotated as tRNA (cytosine-5-)-methyltransferase ncl1. Gene Ontology annotation, molecular function: tRNA (cytidine-N5)-methyltransferase activity; tRNA binding. The record is from RefSeq and is a predicted model, not a curated record. Lineage: Eukaryota; Fungi; Ascomycota; Dothideomycetes; Mycosphaerellales; Extremaceae. The transcript has 2 exons. Gene Ontology annotation, cellular component: cytoplasm; nucleus. Bases 1 to 2892 code for a protein of 963 amino acids. Gene Ontology annotation, biological process: tRNA methylation.
AUGGGCCGUGGAAAGCAUCACGGUCGGGGUCGCGGUGGCGGUGGAAGAGGAAGAGGCGGUGGUGGUAGAGGAAGAGGUGGCGGCAGAGGAGGAGGCAGCCGGCAGUAUCAAGACGAUCGAGUGUCCUUUCAAGAUGUGAAGAAAUCCAACGAGAAGCUCGAGCAGUACUACAACGCCCUCAACAUCGUCCCUUCGGACGAGAAAGAGGCAUUCUGGGCCGCUCUCCGUCGCGAGCUGCCCAAUUCAUGGCGCUUCACGGGAAGCAAAGGCCACGCCAUCAACGUGCGAUUGGGCUUCGAAGAGCGAUUCUUCCCGCGCCUCAAGGAGAUCAUGCACAAUGGCGAGCCCGUCGACCUCCCCAAAUCGAUGCCUUGGUAUCCAGAGGGCUUGGCAUACAGCAUGACUACGCCAAAGAACGUCGUGCGCAAGUAUGAGCCGUUCAGAGAGUUCCAGAAGUUCCUAGUCAGCGAGACUGGUGUGGGCAACAUCUCCCGUCAAGAGCAAGUGAGCAUGAUCCCGCCUCUCUUGCUGGACGUGCGCCCAGAGCAUUCGGUGCUGGAUCUUUGCGCGGCACCAGGAAGCAAGAGUGCGCAGUUGGUGGAGGCAAUCCAUGCUGGGGAGGAGGAGCGUGUUGGACGUGCCAUUGGUGCUGCUAAGGGCGACACCUUGAAUGGUGUCAGCGUUCAAGGAGGAGCUAUCCAAGAUAACGGACGAGCCACUGGUUUGCUCGUAGCCAACGACGUCAACUAUUCGCGAGCGCAGAUGCUGGUGCAUCAGGUAAAGCGUCUCAACUCGCCGAAUCUUCUCGUCACGAACCACGAUGCCACCAUGUUCCCGUCGAUCGAGCUCCCUACUCCUUCACCGCAACCAGGGCAGCAGAAGAAGGGAAAAUACCUCAAAUUCGACCGUAUUCUGGCAGACGUUCCGUGCAGCGGCGAUGGAACGCCCAGAAAGAAUCCUGGCAUCUGGAAAGACUGGUCACCACAAAACGCACUCGGUCUCUACAUUACUCAGACCCGCAUCCUCACUCGCUCACUACAAAUGCUCAAGACUGGAGGUCGAGUCGUGUACAGCACGUGCUCCAUGAAUCCCAUCGAGAACGAAGCUGUCGUCUCCUCCGCAAUCGAGCGAUGCGGUGGCGUUGCAAAGGUGAAGCUCUUGGACUGCAGCGACCAACUUCCACGCCUCUCGCGCAAACCCGGGCUCGAAGACUGGCUUGUUAUGAGCCGCGAUGGAAACAUGUAUGAAUCUUUUGCCGAAGCCAUGGGUCGUGAAUCCGAGGGCAGCAAGAUCGUUCCAGGCAUGUUUGCUCCGGAGCCGGAAGAGGAGAUUCCACUCAAGCACUGUAUGCGAGUUUAUCCGCAUCAGCAGGAUACCGGUGCAUUCUUCAUCGCCGUGCUAGAAAAGCUCAGCGAAAUCCGGGCCAAGCCAGAAAGCGAAAGCAAGAGCAUGAAGAAGGACUGGGCGUUCACAAAGCCUGCAUCGGAGGAGUCAAAGCCUGUGGAAGAGCCGAAGACCAUGGUUGGAGGACUCAUCGAUGAGAUUGAACACCCACAGCCACCCGCGCAGACUGCAGGCGAUGGAUCAUCUGCAGCUGCAAGGCAGAACAAGAUGGAAGGCGACGUCGAUACUGGUGCUGGAACUAAGAGAAAGGCGCCGGAUGGGCAUGAGGAGAGCUCCCCCAAGCGAGCAAGAGUUGAUGGAGAUCUGGGUGAGGAAGACGUGCAGAUGGAAGAUACCAACGUCCGGCAGCCACCGCCUGCUGUAGAGAUGGCAGUGGAAGCAGCCGAAGCAGACUCGGAAAUGGCAGCGAAUGGUACCGCCUUGAACGGCAGCGGUUCAUCAGCUCCACAAUCGGCACCUACUGUGGACAAGGACGUCCAGCCACCGCCUCGAAAGCGCCGAAGAGACGACCAGCCUUCCAACGAGGAAGCUUUCAAAUACCUCGACCCCAACCACCCAGAGCUACAGUCGAUCUACGCUUUUUACGAACUCGACGAAUCAUUUCCGCGAGAUCGCUUCCUGGUCCGCAACCCAGCCGGCGACCCAGUCAAAGGCAUCUAUUAUUCUUCCCAGCUGGUCAAGGACAUCUUGGUAGCGAACGAAGGCCGGGGCAUGAAAUUUGUGCAUGGUGGUGUCAAGAUGUUUAUGAAGCAGGAUGUGCAAGGCCAGCCGGGAGUAUGCCGCUGGCGGAUACAGACAGAAGGACUGCCCAUCAUCGAAGGGUGGCUUGGUGAACGGAGGACCGUCCGGCUGUAUAAGCGGACCACGCUGAGAAAGUUGUUGGUGGAGAUGUUCCCAAAGAUUGGGCAUGAAGACUCCGCUGAUGGCACCGGCUGGAAGGCGCUGGGGGAAAUUGGCGAGCAAUGCCUGAAGAUGGGCAUGGGUUGCUGUGUGCUCCGUGUGGAAGCCAGCGAGGACGAAGAUGGCUUCCAGGAGUCCAUCGUCCUUCCGCUGUGGAGAAGUUUGCACUCGUUGAAUCUGAUGCUGCCGAAGGAAGACCGAAAGGCCAUGCUGUUGCGACUCUUCAAUGAAGACGUCGAGCUGGUCAACCACAGUGCACAAGCAACGAGAGCAGGUCAGGGUGGCGCACCUCAAGCAGGCAGCCUUCCGGCUGAAGAUGACGCCAAGGAGCUGCAGCGCAAGAUACGAGACGCUCCGGAUGAUGGUGGUAUCGUGAUUGGAGCAGACGCUGGGGAAGAUGCUGCGGCAGAGGGUCCAUCUUCACGCGAUGAGCAGCUCGCUGACAUGGCCGCCGAUGAGGACGAUGUCUUGGCCGAUGACGAUGCUCGCAAGCUGGACAUGGAGGCGGUCGAGGAUGAAGAUACCAAGAUUGCUGCUGCUAUGCCAGAACGGGUGGGAGAGGGUGAUCGCGUCAACACCACCGUAUAG